Molecule: messenger RNA, 924 nt
Organism: Eimeria mitis
Lineage: Eukaryota; Apicomplexa; Conoidasida; Eucoccidiorida; Eimeriidae
Exons: 5
Coding region: 1-924 (307 amino acids)
Source: RefSeq, a predicted model, not a curated record
AUGGAACCUGAGGUGUAUGGGUCUUGCAAUGGAUGCAUUACCGCUGCUCCUGGGGAGUCUGCUGCAGCUGAAAGAGCAGCAGCAGCAGCAGAUGCAGCAGCAGCAGCCUUCUCCGGUGUCGACGAGCAGCAGCAGCUGUACUCUGCUGCUCGAUCAGCAGCAGCAGCAGGAACAGGAGCAGCAGCAGCAGCAACAACAACUGCAGCAGCAGCAGCAGCAGCAGCAGCAGCAAUCAACUGGAAAGCGCUCGAGAAACCCUUCGUUAAUAUAUUUUGCCCCCCAGCAACACCCAAGGCCCGUGCGGUGUGUGCGCAGCAGCAGCAGCAGAAUGGAUGCAUUACCGCUGCUCCUGGGGAGUCUGCUGCAGCUGAAAGAGCAGCUGCUGCUGAUGCUGCUGCUGCUGCUGCUGAUGAUGCAAACCCCCAAGAACAGCAGCAAAAAGAAACACACAAACUUCUCCAGCAGCAGCAACAGCAGCAGCAGCAGCAGCAGCAGCAGAAUGGAUGCAUUACCGCUGCUCCUGGGGAGUCUGCUGCAGCUGAAAGAGCAGCAGCAGCAGCAACAGCAACAGCAGCAACAGCAGCAACAGCAGCAGCAGCAGCAGCAGCAGGGGGAGCAGAAGAGGUGUGGAGCCAGCUGCUGCCCUCAACAGGAGACAUCGAGCAGCUGCUGCUGCGCCCCUGCUGCAGCACGAACCAGCUGCAGCAGCAGCAGCAGCAGCAGCAGCAGCAGCGGGGGGUUGUUGCUGUACACCCAGACUGGAACGUCGGCAUCUGUGCUGCUGCGUUUGAAGGAGACAGCAGCAUCUUCUUGUGGUGUCUAUCCUCGCAGCAGCAGCAGCAGCAGCAGCAGCAGCAGCAGCAGGAAGCAGCAGAAUAUGUGGAGGCCGAACGAAUCAUCCUUAAAGCCGUUCUAGGCAGCUAA